Molecule: messenger RNA, 1869 nt
Organism: Cajanus cajan (pigeon pea)
Lineage: Eukaryota; Viridiplantae; Streptophyta; Magnoliopsida; Fabales; Fabaceae
Product: UDP-glycosyltransferase 73C4
Molecular function (GO): UDP-glucosyltransferase activity
Source: RefSeq, a predicted model, not a curated record
UUAACUGAAUUGCCUUCAAAAUUUCAUUCUUCCCGUGAUACAACACAAGACCUUGCAAUGGACACAACGCCACCAUGCAACCUUCACUUUGUGUUCAUCCCCUUCAUGGCACCUGGUCACAUGCUUCCUCUAGUAGACAUGGCAAAGUUGAUGGCACGGCGCAAUGUGAAGGUGACCAUAGUCACCACACCCCUCAACGCCCUCCAAUUCAGUGCCACCAUCCAGAGAGAGAUUCAAUCUGGCUCACCCAUUCAAAUUCAAGUUAUUCAACUAGUUAGAUUCCCCGAUGGAAUUCCAAAGGGGUGUGAGAGCCUAGAAUCUCUGCCUUCAAUGGAUGUAAUGGCCAUGGAGAAGUUUGUCAUAGCCUUAAGCAUGUUGCAAAAUCAGCUAGAAGAGCUUAUUGGAAAGCUAACACCCUUUCCAUGUUGCAUUGUAUCUGACAAGUACUUUCCUUGUGUUGUUCAUAUAGCUACCAAGUUCAAGGUCCCUAGAAUAGUAUUUGAUGGGACUAGUUGCAUCAACCUCUUGUGCAGCCACAACUUGCAUGCUUUUAAGGUUCAUGAAACUGUCUUUGAUUCAGAUAACUUUAUUUUCCCCGGAUUACCCCACAGAAUUGAAAUGAAGAAAUCUCAGUUGCCUGUGGAAUUUGGGCCUGGCCCAGACCAAAAGCUGAAUGCUUUACGUGAGGAACGGAGGGUGGCUGAAGCAGAAGCAUAUGGGAUAGUGGUGAAUAGUUUUGAAGAGUUGGAAGAAGAGUAUGUUAAGGAGUAUCAAAGGGUCACAGGGCGUAAGGUGUGGUGUGUUGGACCUGUGGUACUGUCAAACAAGGAUGACUUGGACAAAGCUCAGAGAGGUAGCAAAAGAAACACAAAAGAUGGUGAAGUUGAUUGUGCGAAGUGGCUUGAUUCAUGGCCUGAAAGGUCGGUGAUUUAUGCUUGCCUUGGUAGCCUUAACCGUGUGGCACCUAAACAAUUGAUGGAGAUUGGUUUGGGGUUGGAAGCAACAAAUAGACCAUUCAUUUGGGUGCUGAGAGGAGCAUAUAGGAGUGAUGAAAUGGAAAGGUGGUUUUUGGAAGAGAGAUUUGAAGAGAGGGUGAAAGAGAGAGGGGUUUUGGUUAGGGGUUGGGUGCCACAGAUGUUGAUAUUGUCACAUGGAGCUAUAGGAGCAUUCUUCACACAUUGUGGAUGGAAUUCCUCAUUGGAAGCCAUUUGUGCUGGUGUGCCUUUGGUCACAUUUCCUAUUCAUCAUGAUCAGUUUUACAAUGAGAAGUUAGCUGUGCAAGUGGCCGAGAUUGGUGUAAGUGUGGGAGCUGAAAGUGCUAUUAAUCUUGGAGAGGAAGAUAAGUUUGGUGAGUGUGUUAGAGUGAAUAGGAACAAUGUUAAAGAGGCUAUAGAGAAGGUAAUGGGUGAAGGUGAAGAAAAGGAAAAGAGAAGGGAAAGUGCUAGAAAGUAUGCUGACAUGGCAAAGAAAGCAAUGGAGAAAGAUGGAUCUUCUUACUGCAACAUGUCUAUGCUGAUUGAUGACAUAUCACAAUUCCAGUUGCUAAACAAAAGCUAAUCCACAAUGGAGACCAAAUGCAUUAUGUGUUGUGGGAAGCCUUUGCUUUAACACAUUUAUAUUUGGUAUCGGAAGCAUUGUUUCUAUGUUUUGGUGGAAAUUGUUAGUAGUUCCUUGUUUUUGGUUUUAUUUGUAAUAAAUGUUGGAGGAUAUGCCAUAUGGCAUGGCAUCUAUGGUGUACCUCACGUUAGAGGGUCAGGAGAGGCUUGCGGUUUAAGUCUGAGUUGUAUGUAAGCUACUGUUAAGAUCCACAGAAACUUGUAUGGUUAGGUGGAUGCAGUUGUGAGCUUCUUGGAAUAUAUAUGCUUUGCU